Hyalella azteca is the source of this 1729-nucleotide messenger RNA. Its product is annotated as putative ATPase N2B. The coding region runs from base 49 to 1038 and encodes 329 amino acids. The record is from RefSeq and is a predicted model, not a curated record. Gene Ontology annotation, molecular function: ATP binding; ATP hydrolysis activity. The transcript is spliced from 6 exons. Gene Ontology annotation, cellular component: cytoplasm; mitochondrion. NCBI's taxonomy places the organism in Eukaryota, Metazoa, Arthropoda, Malacostraca, Amphipoda, Hyalellidae.
AGAAAGUUUACAAAAGUUUGCUUAUUUCAGGUACACUUCAACUCAUUCAUGCUGGAUGUGCACAAGCGUAUCCACGCAGAGAAGCAGCUCAUGGCCAAGGUGCACGCGCACGACCAGGCGCGAUAUUUCGACCCCAGCGGCACAUACACGCUGCGCCAGCGCCCGCACGAUGCCGUGGCGCCCGUGGCAAGGCAAAUAAUUCAGUCUGCCUGGCUCAUCUGUUUUGACGAGUUCCAAGUUACGGACAUCGGCGACGCAAUGGUCCUCAAGCGACUGUUCACUGAACUCUUCGAGCUCGGGGCCGUGGUGGUGGCGACCAGUAACAGAGCGCCUGACGACCUCUACAAGAACGGCUUGCAACGCUCACAGUUCCUGCCCUUCAUUCCGCUCCUCAAAGCUCAUGCUAAUGUUAUAAACUUGGACUCGGGCAUCGAUUAUCGCACUCAUCAACAGUCCAGCGUUACUGUGUUUUUUGUCAAAACCGAAUGCGAUGCUGAGGCUGAAAUCAACAAAAUUUUCAAGAUUUUAUGUGCGUCAGAAACGGAUGUUGUGAGGCCGCGCACCUUCUCCUACAGCGGCCGUAAUCUAACCCUGCACAAAACCUGCGGACAAGUCGCCGACUGCUCCUUUGAUGAGCUCUGCACCCAGCCCCUCGCUGCUAUGGACUACCUGCAGCUGAGUCAGGUCUUCCACACCAUCAUCAUCCGCGACAUCCCUCGUCUCAAUCAAAACACUAAAGGACAGGCACGUCGGUUCAUCACGCUCAUCGAUACUCUGUACGAUAAUAAGGUGCGCGUUGUAUGCAGCAGCGACGUCCCUCACGAUCAAAUUUUUGAGCGCUGGUCUCCUGAAAUAAUCAACAAAGAAAACUUAACCCUUAUGGAUGAUUUGGGCCUCAAAGAGAAGGAAGCCGAAACUAAAAGCAUAAACAUUUUCACAGGAGAGGAGGAGAUGUUUGCUUGCGAUCGCACCGUCUCGAGACUCUCACAGAUGAUGACCAGCGAAUAUUGGCAUGCUUAUGACCAAGUUCAUAGGUGAUCCUCAGUCACUCUUAAAUCACCUAUUUGUCUAUCAACCAUUAAUUCCUUUCUCUACUAUUGGAUAGUUAAAUAAAUUUUCUGUUACGUCGGUGCUUGAAAUUAAUUGAAUUUAAUCUUUCGAGUACGUGCAAUUCAAAUUUUUAAGUACGUGCAAGGUGCAAUUCGUCGCACCUCAGUAGACAGUGGAUGAAUUAAUUACUAUGUUAGUUCAUUAGUCCCUCGUUAAUUUUCAGACUAUCAACUCGCAGAAUAUAAUGAAAUAGAAUUUUAACUCAUAAACACAAGUCGCAAGAUUAGCUUGAGACUAUACUUUACAGCAAUAGCUGGCGCCUUAUAUUGUACAUAAUUGUUAUUUAUUCGCCUUGUGUGAUGUAUUGACAUUGGACAUACGUAGCUCCAAUUACAUGAAAGACUUCAUUUGAAAAAAAAAUCAACCCCAUUCACGUUGAUUAUUCGCUUCUGCCAAAAUGCAUUAUUCUCGAGUAGCUUCAUGUUCGCUCAUCUUAAUGCUCUUAACGGCGUGAGAUUGGCUGAAUUAAUCAAGAUUGUAAUGCUUCCUCCUAAGUACAACGAACCGCCUUCAGUAAAAGUUUUAUGAUUUUGUAUUUAAGCCCAAAGUACUGGAGCCUGAAGACAAUGAUGGCAUUACGGACAAUGUUAAUUCCCACUAUACAUGCAUAAAAAAACAA